AUGUCAUCUCGUUUUGUUCUGGCCAAUCUAUUCCACUAUGAAGACCGACAAUUAUCACUUAGUUUCGAACAUGUUACAACCAGCACUAGUUGGCAAGACCAUGGCCCCGGCUCGACCAUUGGUUUCUAUAAUCUCUGCAAUGGACGUAUCGAGGCUGACAGGAGCUCCCCUACGUAUUUGAAGCACUGCAAAGCCAUGGAGAAAGCUCGCAUCGCCUCAAUGAUAUUGACACAGCUACUCAAUGGGAACACGACCGUUGGCGGCAACAUGGAGGACGAACCACGACAGGGAGACAAAGGGUUGCCUUCAGCAUCAAUGGGAAAUACGCUCGUGGUUGCAGAUGAGGCUUUUGUUAACUGCGGCGCAAUACACACGCACUCCAGGAAUCUGUUCUUCUCCACCAAUUUUACAUUUCCCAUCAUCACCAGCAACGAAACUAAGCACCACCUUGCCUCUGUUCAGCACUUGCACGUAUCUUCCCCGACCUUGAAACUCGAUAGAGUUUGUAUUUUCAACGACCAUCUUGUAAAGACAAGUCUCCCGCAUGCUGGAAGCAGCAAGGUGAAUGCCAGCCACCUUUCCCUUGCACCAGCUACUAUAAAUGAACUAGAGUAUAUUGCUCGUUGGUCGUCUACAAUUGCAGACAUGGCCGUGAUGUUCAUCUCACGAAGGGGAAAGGAGCGGUCGGGCCCAACCAUCAGCAUUGGGUUAGAUAUCCCCAGUUGGCACUAUCACCCUUCUGUGGUACAAGCAUAUGAACGAGGCCAUUGUAAUGCAACCGAAGCACUACGAUCGAUGGAUGCUGUUAACCGGCGCCAUGACCAGAUCUCCUAUGUCUUCACCAGUGCCAUCCAGCACGAGCUCCGAAAACGAGGUGCCAAUUCAGGCGACUAUGAUAUACACAGCUCGGACAAGACCAAUCCAGUAGCGGCCGCAAUCCGCCAAGGUCUGCAGAUAGGCAAACUCCCAUCGUUGGAGGACUUUGUGCAAGGUCUCAGUCUUCAGAACAACCAUCCGUGGGGAGAUUUCUGUACGUUGAUUCCGGAGAGGGAGCAGCCACAGGAUCUGGACGGGUUGGUCUACUUGUUCUACGUCUUCGAAGCCGUUAAAUCCGCACUUACGAAAGCCAUUGCCAAACACCAUUCAACGUUCUCACAAGGAAGACCGGAAGCUGCUGCUCCGUCUACUCCUAAAGGUUCCAGGAUAGGAACCAAGCCGAGUCGCUUGAUCUUGAGCGUUGAUGACCCUGCUGAGCGUCGCAUCUACACCAGGGCACAGCAAGUCUUGAGGAAACUGCGAUCAUCUCGGAAAGAUCUUCCAAGUCCAGUGCUUGUGGAGACUUACAUGUGUCGUAGAGUCUUUGUAAAUGGUAACAAAACUCGCGCUCGCUUGUACCGACAGGAUACCACCCCACAACCAAUUGCACUUCUCACUUCCCCCAAAAUCAGCAAUGACGCCGAUAACGCUCGGAUGGUAGGACCAUUGGAUGUAGUGCGUGAACUAUACGGAUAUGAAUGUGCAUACAACCUGCAGAUGUGGCUGAUGGAUGUUGGCCUGCCCUCACAUUGA
Messenger RNA from Endocarpon pusillum Z07020, 1569 nucleotides. RefSeq lists its product as uncharacterized. The coding region runs from base 1 to 1569 and encodes 522 amino acids. NCBI's taxonomy places the organism in Eukaryota, Fungi, Ascomycota, Eurotiomycetes, Verrucariales, Verrucariaceae. The transcript is spliced from 2 exons. The record is from RefSeq and is a predicted model, not a curated record.